Messenger RNA from Gossypium raimondii (Peruvian cotton), 1413 nucleotides. RefSeq lists its product as uncharacterized. Gene Ontology annotation, molecular function: protein-folding chaperone binding. Bases 191 to 1054 code for a protein of 287 amino acids. Lineage: Eukaryota; Viridiplantae; Streptophyta; Magnoliopsida; Malvales; Malvaceae. Gene Ontology annotation, cellular component: cytosol. The transcript is spliced from 2 exons. The record is from RefSeq and is a predicted model, not a curated record.
UGGAAGUGUGAAGGAAAUCAAGAAGCGUGAUUACAGCGGCUCCUGCUAUCUCGAUUUCUACUUCGUUUACACGCCCCACUCCCCUUUUCUUCUUUCCUUUUAUUUACUCUUCCCAUAACAUUACAUUCCCCUUUAGCAUUCAAACCCAGAAAACUGAAAACCUUUUCUUUCUCCCCUAAGAGAGCUCAAAAUGGGAGUUGACUACUAUAACAUUCUCAAAGUUAGCCGUAACGCGACGGACGACGACCUCCGGAAGUCCUACAAGCGCCUUGCCAGGAAGUGGCACCCCGACAAGAACCUUGUCAACAACAAAGAAGCCGAGGCUAAAUGCAAGCAAAUUUUUGAAGCCUACAACGUCCUCAGCGACCCGCUAAAGCGUCAGAUCUAUGAUCUUCACGGUGAACAAGGCCUCAACUCCGCUGAAUCAUCCAGCCCCAAUGGGUUUAGCGCCGGCGGCGUCGGUGGUAUGGCCGACAAGUUCGACCAGAGGAAUGGCCAAGGGUACAAGAAGGCGUCGCCGGUUGAAACCCAGUUGCUUUGUAGUUUGGAGGAGCUUUAUAAAGGUGGUAGGCGAAGAAUGCGAAUUUGGCGCUCUAUUCCCGGUGAAUUUGGUAAGCUGAAGACGGUGGAAGAAAUAUUGAAAAUAGAUAUAAAGCCUGGGUGGAAAAAGGGCACAAAAAUAACUUUCCCUGAGAAAGGAAACCAGGAACCGGGUUUCACUCCAUCCGAUCUUAUCUUUGUGGUAGAUGAGAAACCCCAUGCUAUUUUCAAACGGGAUGGGAAUGAUCUGAUUGCCACUCUGAAAAUCUCUCUACUCGAGGCCCUCACAGGGACCAUCCUCAGUUUGACAACCUUGGAUGGAAGGACCCUCCCGAUCUCGGUCACAGAUAUCGUGAACCCAGGUCAUGAAGUGGUUAUCCCGAACGAGGGGAUGCCGAUCUCAAAAGAACCCAGCAAGAGGGGACACCUCAAAAUCCAGUUCGACAUCAUCUUUCCAUCGAAGCUCAGUGCAGAGCAGAAGUGUGAUCUGAGGAGGGCAUUGAGGCAGAGGUGAUAAAUAGUGAAAUAGUACAUGUCCAUGGCCGAGAUGGAUAUUGAUUGUGAAGUGAAAUGUAAAUAAGGUUUAAUUUUUUUUGUGGACCAGUGAAGACUAAAGGUUGUGCAUAAGUAGGAAACUAAGUUUGAAGAGUUACAAAGAGUGUCUACUUUUAUUCUAAUUGGAAAUUUAUAUACAAUUGUAUUUAGGAGUAGUUUGGUUUAGGGAAAGACCUUUUGUGUUUUGCUAUAUAUCCUGGAAACGAUCAAUCUAGUGUGGAUGUAGUUUUGCAAAAUAUUGGGCUUAAUGUAAUCUGUUUAUAGAAAAAUUCAUCCCAAAUCUGAAUCAAAUUUGAUCUUAAGCUCUAGUUCUUAAUA